Molecule: messenger RNA, 871 nt
Organism: Vigna radiata var. radiata (mung bean)
Lineage: Eukaryota; Viridiplantae; Streptophyta; Magnoliopsida; Fabales; Fabaceae
Product: reticulon-like protein B14
Exons: 5
Coding region: 96-734 (212 amino acids)
Source: RefSeq, a predicted model, not a curated record
CUACCACGAAACAUGAAUCACAAUAGUGCUACAAACUUACCUCAGCAGAGUCAACAAACACUACCAAUACAUUUUCAAUCAUUCAAUUCUUAACCAUGCCAAUCCGUUCUCGUGAGCCUGCACAAAGGCCAGGUUUCUUCCACCGACAAAGACCACUCCAUGCACUUCUUGGCGGAGGAAAGCUUGCUGAUAUAUUGCUAUGGAAAGACAAGAUAUCAUCGGCAACAAUGGUAGCUGGAUUCUCCAUGAUUUGGUUCCUCUUUGAAGUGGUCGAAUACAAUUUUCUCACUCUUCUUUGUCACAUCCUCAUCGCCGUGAUGCUCGUCCUAUUCGUGUGGUACAAUGCAGCAGGACUCAUCACAUGGAACCUGCCUCAAAUCUAUGAUUUUCAAAUCCCCGAACCCACCUUUAGAUUCUUGUUCCAAAAGCUCAACUCGUUCUUGAGGAAUUUUUACGACAUUUCAACUGGGAAAGACCUAACACUCUUCUUUGUGACAAUUACCGGUCUCUGGGUGAUGUCAGCUAUUGGGAAUUAUUUUACAACUUUGAAUCUCGUAUAUAUACUGUUCCUCUCCCUGGUGACCCUUCCCAUUAUGUAUGAGCGAUAUGAACAAGAGGUGAAUUAUCUAGCAAGCAAAGGAAACCAAGACGUGAAGAGAUUGUUCAACACAUUGGAUAAUAAAGUUCUGAACAAGAUUCCAAGGGGACCUGUGAAAGAAAAGAAGAACAAAUGAAUUUUAGAUUUGGGCAAGUGUGUAAAAGAUAAUAAUAAUUGCAAAUUUAUUUAUUCGCUACCACAAACUUGUAUAAAAAAAAUAUAUAAUUGAUAUUGUUUAAUGCAUUUUAGAACAUUCAUAAUUUAUUUGGAGAA